Molecule: messenger RNA, 7536 nt
Organism: Vespula vulgaris
Lineage: Eukaryota; Metazoa; Arthropoda; Insecta; Hymenoptera; Vespidae
Gene: POSH
Product: E3 ubiquitin-protein ligase SH3RF3
Exons: 13
Coding region: 957-3674 (905 amino acids)
Molecular function (GO): metal ion binding; protein binding
Source: RefSeq, a predicted model, not a curated record
UUUUUUACAAAAGUCGAUUAAAGGAGUACCAAUCAAAGGCCACCUUUAUACAAUCCGUUUACCGAUUGGUACAUUUCAAAUGACACCGUUGAUUAUAACUCGUUUCCAAGAAUAUCUCUAUUUCAUGUAAACUGUAACGUUUAUUGAUGAUAAUCAUUUUUACAUACAUGUGUCAAAAAACUAUUUGGAGGAUUAUUUGAUUAUUUUUAAAACGACAGACAUCUUAUACAAAAUGUUACGAUUAUAUUCUUGUAGGCGUUCAAAGUUGUCCAAUUAACAAGUCGAGUAAUGAUAAACAGAGGCCGCAGGCAUUUCUAAAUAACGUGCGUUCAAAGGCAAGCACUUCAAUGCUGCACCCAGCUACAUCUCCGCGCAUUUGUAAGUGGCCGUUUAAAAAAAAAAAAAAGCAACCAGAAAUGAAGAAUUAUUCUUAAGCUUCGCAAAAUUGCUAUCAUUUUCGGGAUGGUCGCACAUAAAAUAAUAUUCUCUUAUUGGUAUGUAUUAUAAAAUUUUUACAGUGAAUUGUAAUCGACAAGUGCGAUUGAUCGAUGCACCGUGCGCAACGAUGUGCGACAAUAUUCGUAAUGAAAGCAGCAGUUGGGUGACAGUACGUUAAGCAAACGCGAAGAAGAUCAUUUUCUUUCUAUUUCCUUGUUAUGCAAAUUUGGUGGCAAUUGAAAAAAUAUAAACAGAGAUCUGAUGCCGCUUUAAAUAAUUCUUGAACGACGACAUCCGGUUUGUAAACUUCGCAUACUUUUCGGCACGGAACAGUGUGCAGUGCCAGUCCGAUGAAGACAGAACGAAGAAAGUAAAGGAAUUUUUGUGAAUACGAGAGAAACGAAUCAUGGUAAGAUUUAAAAGAGAGGGUGUACAAAUUAAGAGGACGGAUGCGCAUACAAACCGGAGAAAUUGAAAGGCCCGAAGUAAACGCACAUUUUAUUAAAUAAUAACACAAAAUGGAUGAGUGUAUGCUAAACGAUUUGUUGGAAUGUUCGGUGUGCUUAGAACGACUUGAUACUUCUAGUAAAGUAUUGCCUUGUCAGCACACUUUUUGUAAAAAAUGUUUAGAAGAAAUUGUGAGUACGCACAGAGAACUACGGUGCCCUGAGUGUAGAGUGCUGGUCGAUGUUAAAGUCGACGACUUGCCACCAAAUGUAUUACUUAUGCGUAUUCUGGAAGGAAUGCGCAAUGCUGCACCUAAGAAUAUAAAAACUGUUUCUCGAAAUAAUCCAGGCCCACAGCGGCUAUUUGGUGGUCAUCAAGUUGCUCCAGCUCCUAUCGUAACCACGAAUAUCACAUCUGUUACGCACACUACCGAAGUAGUACGUCAUGCUAAUGCAGCAGCUAAGCAGGUACACUUACACAAUCAGGCAUAUGGCCGGGCCAUAUAUGAUUAUGUGUCUAAAGUACCUGGUGAUUUAAGUUUUAAGAAAGGUGACAUUGUUGUUCUUCGUAAAAAAAUUGAUAAUAAUUGGUAUUUUGGAGAGUGCGGUACUAGUCAUGGCGUUUUUCCAUUAUCCUAUGUUCAGGUGAUGACUCCACUGCCACCACAUGUACCACAAUGUAAAGCUUUAUAUGAUUUUAGAAUGACCACCGACGAUGAAGAUGGCUGUCUUACAUUUAAUAAGGGAGAAGUUAUUAGCGUUAUUAGAAGGGUAGAUGAAAAUUGGGCAGAAGGAAAACUUUUAGAUAGAAUAGGUAUUUUUCCUUUAGCCUUUGUAGAACUUAAUAGCGUUGCUAGAGCUUUAAUGAAGUUGUCAACAAAUGUACAACCAGGCCCUUCGCGAAUAGCACCACCUACUCCUACCAACGAAGAAACUACUCCUUUAAUACCAACUGAUCACUCGCGCAAUAUUCAAACAACGAGUCAACCUCAUUCGCAGUUAACACAGACUACAACAUUACCAGUGUCAGAUUCUAGCUCAACUGUAUCUUCUGGAGGUAGUUCUACUACAACUACUCCAAACACACCUAAUAGCUCGAGUACUUCCAGCAGUUCUAGUACUGCUCCUAGCAGUCCUAGUAGUCCUGCUACUUCUCCUUCAGCAGUUGGAAAUAGACACAAUGUCAAACGUCAUAGCUUUACUGCCAUGAAUACUGGUCAUCAUGCACAUUCCCAUCAUCGACAUAGUGCUGAAAUACUUAGUCCAGCUGUAGACAGUGGCCUUAACAGUGGAAAUAAUAGUUCUGCCAAUGAAUCCCCAUCUGUACAGGCAUUAGGUAAUAGUACAGAUCAAAGCUUUCGGCACAGACGAAGUGGUAGCAGUGAUCUAGUCCUUGCUCAAUCAUCACAAAAUUUACCCAGUAACUCUAAUAAUGGUAGCCAUUUACCAGCUGCUUAUGUUGCUUUGUAUCCGUAUAAACCACAAAAAGCAGAUGAACUUGAGUUGAGGAAAGGAGGUAUUUAUAUGGUAACGGAACGUUGUCAAGAUGGUUGGUUCAAAGGAACAUCUAAUCGUACACAAAAAUGUGGAGUUUUUCCUGGAAAUUAUGUCGCCCCAGCAAAAUGCCAACGUGGCUUAUGCAGAGGAACAUCAAAUACUACACAACAUCAAAAUUCUCCAUUGACAACUGGUCAGGGCAAUAAUGAAUCGCGAUUAACUGUUACUUAUACCAAAAACAAAGGGCCUGCACCUCAACCUUACAAUAUAAGAACAUUACCACCCCCUGCAUUGCCACCUCGUGCUAUUAAUCCAGUUCCACCUGUAUCGUCUUCGCGACUGAAUCAAAGCCAAGGCAUAACUCAAGAAAAUAGUCCUCCCAGACACAAUGAACAAACCUCUGUUAUAACGCCUCUAGGUCGUAGUCACAGUGCAGUGAUGACUUCAAAUUUACCUUCUCCCGGUAAACAAGUAUUGUUACAACCUGCUUUAACAACAUCAACAACAGCUGCUAUUGGCAGUAUUACCAAUAACAACAGUACAGCUGUAAAUGCUACUGCUGCUGCUAUUUCUACUAUACCCGACAGAAGCAAAAGUCCAAAUAAUAUUUUACAUACAGCAAGUGUCUCUGCUCCUACUUCAAGUACUUCUGUUACUUCAAAUAAAACUGGUGAAAAGUCGAAGGAAAAGAAAGACAAAUGUGUUUCUUUGAUGCGUCGUUUAACUAAUAUAAAAAAAUCUAAAUCACCUCCACCAGCUACUUAUUCAAUGGAUAAUCCUGUAUUUGAGGAUGGUAAUGCCAUGAAUCCAAUGCAUGUUAGAUCGGGAUCUUGUCCAAGUCAGUUGCUACAGGUGGCACCCACGCAGGAAUUAAAUGCUUCGAACAGUCUUCAUCGCAUGUGUCCAGGUUCUGUGCAAGGGCACGUCACGUCCUCACAGAGACUAAAGUUCAAGGAGAGACCCUCUUUACAGGUCUCAGUUUUCGAGAGAUCGAGCGAUACAAGCGGAGUAGUAAUGCCUACAACCGUAGCUGGUAAUCAUCAUCGUAAAAGUAAUUCUUUGGAUACUGGUAUAGGUAAACAAGUGAAACAACAACCUUCGCGUGAACGUGAACGAGUAUAUAGAUUUCGCUGCAUAGUUCCAUAUCCACCUAAUAGCGAAUUUGAACUAGAACUACGAGUAGGUGAUAUAAUUUAUGUACAUAAAAAACGUGAUGAUGGAUGGUAUAAAGGGACGCAACAACGUACUGGACGCACCGGUCUUUUUCCCGCAAGUUUUGUGGAAGCUUUCUGAGAACCAGCUCAAGGUCGACUGGUGUUGGAAACAUGUAUAUAAUUAGCAUAGUAUAAUAUAGCGAAAAAAUACUAAGUCAUGACAAAAGUAAGAAUUCACAAAUAAUUUCUUAAUGAAUUAUCAAAAACUGUCAAUAUCGCAUAACAAAUUAAUGCUCCAAUUAAGAUGGACACGAUCAUAAUCAGUCAAAGGAAUCCCGUAUAUUAUGUAUUACACGUGUAAAAUGUGCUUACAGUUUAUAUACUAUUUAUAUGAGAUAGGAGACAGCAUAAUGUACAUAAAUACGCUGAUACGUUGACUUAUACUGCCAUUGAUAACAUAGUAAGUACAGGGAUGACUAGGUAAUAACACACGUUUUGUGCAAUGUUUAUACUGCCACUUAAAAGUGACUGUUGUAAAGAAAUAUUUUUUGCUAAUGUUGUUUUAAUGCUUUCUGUUUCAUUAAUUCAAUAACGCUGCCAUUAUAAGUAAUGUAUAUAAAUAUUAUAUACAUAUAUAUACAUAUAUAUUCGAAUUGUUACGGGUAUAUGUAACAUAUUUAUAUUACCAGUACAUAAAAAUAGCAAUAGCAUUAGUUAAAAAUCAUUAUUUGAAAAUUUGAAUUUAUCUUAACAAUUCGUAAUAUUUACAUAUCAUCGAUAAUCUCAUAGAUAUUUUUUAAUAUGAAAAUAACUUGUUCUUUUUUUUUCUUUUUUUUUCUUUUUUUUUCUUUUUUUCUUUUAUUAACAGUAUUAUUAAGUCAAUUCAAGGUGGUACAGAAGCAGCAAUUUCAAACUAAUGUUACUGUAUCCUAUAUAAUGUUUUCUGCUAUAUAUAUAUAUAUAUAUAUAUAUAUAUAUAUAUAUAUAUAUAUAUAUAUAUAUAUAUAUAUGAAAAAUUACUCAUGCUACUGCUAAUUAUUUCAAAAGUUUAUAGUACACUAACUAUCUUUUGGUAUAAAUUUAUGACCUCUUUUAUAGAUCUUCAUGUACCAAAUACAUAUAUACGUAUGUAUCUGUUAUAUACGAAUCAGUUUAAUCUUCAAAAUAUGAUAACAUUAGAGAAUAUAUAUCUAGAGAAUACAAAAUUGAAGGUAAUGUAAAUAAUAAAAUCGUUCUCGUAACACACAGAAUGAUUAUAUAAGAUAUAUCGCAAAAUGAAUGCUUAAGACAUCUCAAUCGAUUAGUAUACACAGGUUUAUAAUACAUUGAUUACUUUCUUAGAUGAAAUAAUCAUGAAUAGACAUCUAAAAUCUUAAGUAUAACUAUAUUCAUAGAAGAACUACUUGUGUUCAAGUGUAUCAUUCUAAACUUAAUCAGUUUGAUUAGCAUUGGAGGAAAAUGCUGGGCUGUACUAUAAUUACAAAUAAUAAUAUCCUUUAUCCUUAUUGCGCAUAUAUAUUUGUGCAGAAAAAAUGAUAGAAUUUUGUAAUAGUGGACUAUUUCUCACAUAAUAGUUCUUCAACUAAAUAAUAUAUAUUUAAAAUUAUAUUAUGCAAUAUAUUUAUAGGGAGUAUUUUAUACGAAAUCAAUUUAAACGGUAUGCUUAGGGGCAGCAUAAAAAGAGGAGAGAGAUAUCUUAUCAUCGGUUAAAUAUUCAUGCUACAAAUUAGAUAAUUCGUGCUACAAAGUCCAACAUUUAAUACAGCAAUAACAUGUCAUAUUUAAUGGCACAAAAGUAAAUCCUUCAUUAUAUUGUGAAUUUGACCUCUAAUGCUAUAUCAAUGAAUAAAUAUAAUCAUCCAUAUACUCGAUAUACAAGGCACCAAUAUAAAUAAAACUAAUGCGAACGUAUUUAGGAAUAUAAUUACUGUAAAUAUAAAAUAUAUAAAAUUCCAUGAUAUAUAUUGCAAUAAGAUAUCGUAAUUUUAGAACUUUUUUAACAUUUUUUUCUUUUUUAUUAAUUUAUUAAAUCACGAAGCAACGCUCCAUGAUAUUUGUUAUAAAGAAAAAUUAAAUCGACUGCACAUGAUUUAUAGUUGGUGCAAUCUGUUAAAUACUUUAUUAGCGAUUUAAUAAUAUUUAACGAUUUAAUAAUAUUUCGUACGUCAAAUUGAAUUUUGGAGCUUUGUAAAAAUUGUAAUUUUAAUAUAUAUGUUAAAUUUGUUUAAGUUAUAAUAAUUUACAAUGUUUCUUCAGGACUGCAAAUGGGACACAUUAAUUAAUUAUUCGAUAUAAAUCAGUACGAAAUAUUUCUGUCAUUAGUAUAUAAUAAUCCAUAAAAUUUAUCUUGAUGUUGUGUCCACAGUGUAAUUUACGUAUCUACAAUUAUACGAAUAUUUAAAUGAUAUUUAAAUAAUCGAUAUAUAAGAGCUGUAAUAAAACAAUGAAUGCCUAUCACCAAUUUUUAUGUAUGUGUAUAUAUAUAUAUCGUUUUUCAUUUACUUUGUGUUAUUUAAAAAAAUAGCACGUCCGAUAAUAUAUUUCAAUGUAUACUAAAAGCAUAGUAUUCUUGAAAUAGAAAUAAAGAGCCAAGACGAAUGAUGCAUUGCAGUUUAGCUCAUUCAUGCGGUCUUCGGAAGACCGUGCUCGAUACGAAGCGCAAUUGCACAGACUGUACAAUUUGAAAUGAGAUACUUGCGGUGCUAACCAUUUAAAAAUUGGUAACAUACUAUCGCCUAGGAGAUAAAUAUAUCGUUUCAAAUAUCGUCAUAUUAAUGAUAUUAUAUAAUAAAUUUAUAUUUGCAAAUUAUCCAUGAUGAUAAGAACAUUGGUUAUUCGUGCCAAUGCCGUAGAUGAAAUAAAGCUCGCGACGAAAUGAAGUUUAUUAACGAACAAUGAACAUUUUAUCGUCUUAAAUGUUUCUCGCGUUACGAAAGCGUGAUAAACGAUUAAUUCAUCAUUCAUGUAUCAAUGAAGGUCAUUGGAUACAAAGAAAACAUUCAACAAAACCCGAUAAAAUUAUUGAUAUUUACUUUAUAGAUUUCGUCCAAAUUGCGUCGAGGUUGCUGCAUUUCUCAAACAUUGGGACAUAGUAACAAGGAGUAAAAGUUAAAAAAAUAAUUGGGGAAACGUUAUGUUGGCAAUUUUACUUUCACACUUUGUUAAUCACGAGUGUUGUAUGCUAGUUAAAACUACGUUCACGCAAGAGAGAUAGAAAUGUGAUAAAAUUUGCAAAAAAAAAUAAAGUAUAUCGGGUAUCAAAGGUAAAGAUCGGAUUGAAACAUUUAAUAUCCGUUUAGAAUAGAUCUUUGAUGGAAAAUAAUAAUCUCUUAUUUUAUUAAUAUAUCAAGCGAUAGUCCGUUGACAUAGGAGCAUGCGCGAUUCUGUUUGUAGCUUAUGUAUCGUGCAGUUAAUUAUACAGUGCGUAUGUACUGACACGCAACUAUAGACGUAAUAUCCAUAUAGCUACAAUCAUUUUUAGUAUGCGUCGAAGUCUCGUCGAAGGCAGUCUGCUCUAAUGCUUCUUCGUCGACUGAGUUGCAUCUCGUAAGUUUAAUCUCAAAUUACGCAGAGCAUCUUUAUCCAACGUCUUCUUUCUUAUUUUUACAAUUUGGUAUUUUAAAUCGAUCACUUUUUUUCAUCUCGAUGUGGCACACACCAAAUUUUCCAAAUUUUUUAUUUACUGUCUGAUUUGUUUUUAUUAUUAUUAUUAUUAUUAUUAUUAUUAUUAUUAUUAUUAUUAUUAUUAUUAUUAUUACUACUACUCUACUACUACUACUAUUAUUGUUAUUAUUAUUAUUUUUCGUGUAUAGUUCGAUCGCAGUUAAAAUACGAUCUUUAAAAUAAAUUACGUUCCUUCGUAUAGGCAGGUAUGUAGGUUGAUUUUAAUUUGAAUUGGCUUGUGGAUCGAAUCAGCAACGAUUUACAAGGAUAUGACGAACUUAAUGAUAACUGUUGAACGUAUCAUUGGCUGUUUACACAACAACGUAACUUUUCUUCAA